Molecule: messenger RNA, 1214 nt
Organism: Culicoides brevitarsis
Lineage: Eukaryota; Metazoa; Arthropoda; Insecta; Diptera; Ceratopogonidae
Gene: Arglu1
Product: UPF0430 protein CG31712
Exons: 5
Coding region: 147-869 (240 amino acids)
Cellular component (GO): nucleoplasm; mitochondrion
Molecular function (GO): cadherin binding
Source: RefSeq, a predicted model, not a curated record
CUGAAACGCAAGACUUGAAAAAACGAUGAAUUUUUCAUUUUUUUAAUAUCCAGUCGUAGUGAAACAAUUAAAUAAUCCUGAAAACAUCGCUAAGCAAUUCCACAAAGUUGUCGAAACGUUGAAGAACAAUCAUUUUGCACCACAAAAUGGGCAGAUCCCCGAGUCGCAGUCCCUCAAAGAAACACAAAAAGUCUUCGAAGCACAGAAAACGGAGCAAAUCUCGAUCUAGAAGCACCAAAUAUGACGAUUACUACGACAGAAAAUACUCAAGAAAAAGAUCAAUGUCAACUUCUUCCUCAUCUUCCGACAAUUCCAUGUCCGAACACAAACGCAAAAAACACAAAAAAUACAAGAAAACCGAGGUAGAGAGACUUUCCCAGAUGGAACGUCAACGCAGACAGAAGGAAGCUGAACAAAAAAUUGUCGAAGAAGAAGCCAACAAACGCAUCGAGCUACUAGUGAAAAAACGCGUCGAGGAGGAACUCGAAAGACGAAAAGAUGAGAUAGAUCGCGAAAUCCAGGCCCGCAUUGCCGAAAAGCAGAAACAAAUGGAAAUGGAAAUGAUGCUCGAGCUUGAAAAUCGAAAAGCAAAAGCAUUAGAAGCCCAACGCAAAAGAGAGGAAGAGGAAAAGGCGGAACGGGAAAAAUUGGAAAGGAUUCAGGCGGAAAACGAUCGCAUCAUGAAGGAGAAUCAAAGUAAACUCGCCGAAGAACGUCUCGCCAUUGUCGAGGAACAGAGAAAAUUAGAGGAAGAACGACUCAAAUUGCGAAAAGAACAGCAACGCAAAGUCAAGGAAGAGCAAAAAGUUAUUUUGGGUAAAAAUAAUUCGCGUCCAAAACUCUCGUUUUCCCUCAAACCGGUUAUCUAGUAAGGUAUCCUUAUAAUUUUCUCUCAUUCAUAUCAAAAAACGGUAUCUUUUGUCGUUACCUCGACUGUAAAACGCCACUCGAUCUUGUUAAUUUUCGUAACAAGGAGUCUGGUUCUUACUUUUUAUUUAAAUGUAAAUAUAAAAAAAAGGUUUUUUUUUUUAAAUAAUUUUACGAGUCAGAAAUAAAAUUCAUUUUUUUGCAACACAAUAACAUAUUUCUGUUUUUAUUUUUAUUUCGAUAUUUUUUUCAUGUUCGGAUUUGGUUAGAUUUUAACAUUUCAUUUAAAAUUUGUUUCUAAUUCAGGAUAAAUUGUACUAUUUUAAAACAAUUACAACAUUUAUAUA